This is a messenger RNA of Odobenus rosmarus divergens (Pacific walrus), 2144 nucleotides long. RefSeq names its product baculoviral IAP repeat containing 3 (gene BIRC3). NCBI's taxonomy places the organism in Eukaryota, Metazoa, Chordata, Mammalia, Carnivora, Odobenidae. The record is from RefSeq and is a predicted model, not a curated record. Gene Ontology annotation, biological process: regulation of apoptotic process. Gene Ontology annotation, cellular component: nucleus; cytoplasm. Bases 330 to 2144 code for a protein of 604 amino acids. The transcript is spliced from 8 exons.
GACGUGGAGUGGCCUCCGGUGACCCAAAGUGCUCUACGCUUUCACGGAGGGUUUUGAUUUUCUUCAUGAGGUGCUGUGUAUCACCAUGUUUACACUGUGUGUAUAAAGAUCAUGCAAAGGUGCGGGUGUAUGUAAUUGUCCCUUAAAAUGUGUCCGUGUAGAACGCAGACUCUCAGCCAACACCCUAAACGUGCAGAGGAAGAGAAUGAUGAGAGACGUCCCAGUGUGGAUGCUCCACCGAGGACUAAAACUAACCCAAAUCAAGAGCCGUGCACAAAACUACCUCCCCUGAGAAAGGCUAGUCCCUUUUCUUCCCCGUCCACUUCACUAUGAACGUUGUACAGAAUAGCCUGUUCUUGUCCAAUUUGCUGAAAAGCACCCCCGUGCUUGAGCUGAAAUAUGACUUUUCAUGUGAACUCUAUAGAAUGUCUACAUACUCAACGUUCCCCGCCGGCGUCCCCGUCUCCGAGAGGAGUCUGGCCCGGGCGGGGUUUUACUACACUGGUGUGAACGACAAGGUCAAGUGCUUCUGCUGUGGCCUGAUGCUGGACAACUGGAAGCCUGGAGACAACCCUAUUGAAAAGCACAAACAGCUCUACCCCAGCUGCACCUUUAUUCAGAGUCUAAAUUCAGCCCGCAUCUCGGGAGCCAGCUCUCCACCUCCUCCUCCUUGUUCAGUAACAAAUUCCACACAUCCACUGCCUCCCAGUUUGGAAAACACUGGAUAUUUCAGUGGGUCUUAUUCCAGCUUCCCAUUGAAUCCCGUGAACUUCAGACCAGAUCCGGAGUUUGCUCCCUGGAGGCCCAGCCCCUGUGACGGCGCCGUGAAGACGGCGGAAGCCCGCUUACUCACCUUCCGGCCGUGGCCCUUGAGCUCUCCGCGGGCGCCGGACCUUGCCAGGGCUGGCUUCUACUACGUAGGGCCCGGAGACAAGGUAGCCUGCUUCACCUGCGGCGGGACACUGAGCAACUGGGAACCCAACGACAGCGCUCUGUCAGAGCACCUGAGACACUUCCCCGACUGCCCGUUUGUGGAGCGUCAGCUCCAGGGUGCGCUGAGAUCCACCGCGUCCAACGCGAGCAUGCAGACCCGCGCGGCCCGCCUCAGAAGCUUCUGCAGCUGGCCCCGCCACGUGCCUGUGCGGCCCGAGCAGCUCGCCACGGCGGGCUUCUAUUACACGGGUCACAGCGACGACGUCAAGUGCUUUUGCUGCGACGGCGGACUGCGGUGUUGGGAAUCUGGCGACGACCCGUGGGUGGAGCACGCCAAGUGGUUUCCGAGGUGUGAGUACUUGAUAUGCGUCAAAGGACAAGAGUUCAUCAGUCAAAUUCAAGCCAGUUACCCUCAUCUACUUGAACAGCUGUUAUCUACUUCAGACAACACAGAAGAUGAAAAUGCUGAAUCACCAAUUGUCCAUUUUGGACCUGGAGAAAACCGUUCAGAAGACGCAGUCAUGAUGAACACCCCCGUGGUGAAGGCCGCCUUGGAGAUGGGCUUCAGUCGAAGCCUGGUGAGGCAGACCGUGCAGAGUAAGAUCCUGACCACUGGGGAGAAUUACAGAACUGUUAACGAUAUUGUGUCUGAUUUACUUCACGCGGAGGAUGAACUAAAGGAAGAGGAGAAAGAAAGAGCAGCUGAGAACAGAGAAUCAGACGACGUAUCAUUGAUCCGGAAGAACAGAAUGGUGCUUUUCCAGCAUUUGACUUACGUGCCCCCAAUCCUGGAUAGUCUGCUAACUGCCAGAGUGAUUAGUGAGCAAGAAUGCAGUGUGAUUAAGCAGAAGGCACAGACGUCUCUGCAAGCAAGAGAACUGAUUGACACUGUGUUAGGAAAGGGAAGCUUUGCGGUCACCAUAUUUAAAAACUCUCUACAAGAAACAGACCCUGUGUUAUACAAGCGUUUAUUUGUGCAACAGGACAUAAAGUAUAUCCCCCCGGAAAAUGUCUCAGAUUUACCAGUGGAAGAGCAGUUGAGGAGGCUGCAGGAAGAGAGGACGUGUAAAGUGUGCAUGGACAAAGAAGUUUCCAUAGUGUUCAUUCCGUGUGGCCACCUGGUCGUGUGCAGAGAGUGCGCCCCAUCUCUGCGAAGAUGUCCUAUCUGCAGGGGCGCAGUCAAGGGCACAGUGCGUACGUUUCUUUCAUGA